This is a messenger RNA of Gambusia affinis (western mosquitofish), 1102 nucleotides long. RefSeq names its product putative trypsin-6. Gene Ontology annotation, biological process: proteolysis. Bases 1 to 972 code for a protein of 323 amino acids. The record is from RefSeq and is a predicted model, not a curated record. Gene Ontology annotation, molecular function: serine-type endopeptidase activity. The transcript is spliced from 7 exons. Lineage: Eukaryota; Metazoa; Chordata; Actinopteri; Cyprinodontiformes; Poeciliidae.
AUGGCUCUGCUGAAGGUUCUGCUGCUGCUGGGGCUGGGUGUUUCAGUGAACUCAGGUGUUUCUCUGCAGAAGAGAAUCAUUAGAGGUCAAAACUGUCAAGACACGGAGCGUCUUUAUCAUGUUCGACUGGAGAGCGGCAAUGGUACUCAUGUCUACCGCUGUGGAGGAUCUCUGAUCCACCCUCAGUGGAUCCUGACUGCAGCUCACUGCUGGCAGUCUGGGCCAGGAUGGACUAACGAAGCAGUGAUAAAAGUUCAUCCACGGUCUGCGGGGCAGCAGAGACAGGUGAUCCAACAAGCUCCUGUGAUUUAUACUCUCAACAACCAGCAGCAUGACAUCAUGUUGCUGAAGCUUCAUACCCCAGUAAGAGAUGUCUCAGUUGUUCGGCCACCAGAUUGCAGAUAUCGUUUUAAAACAGGCGAUGUUGUUCAGCUGGCAGGAGAGGCAGCAACGACAACCGGCCCCAAUAAUCAGCGAUUACCCCCCGGUGGCGAUUUUCCACCUCAUCUUCAGUGUGUCGACAUGAAAGUUGUUCAGGUUUCCUUUCACCUGCCGACACGUGGGCAUAUAUUCUAUGUUUCAGCACAGAACCAGGAUAUCUGCUAUGGUGACACUGGUGGAGCAGUGGUGUUCAACAACAUGAUUUAUGGUGUGAUUACUUUUGGUGGACCAGAUGCAUGUCAGAGUCCAGUUGCAAUCUUGGAUCCUAGGCGCAAAUUCAAGCUGGAAGACUCUUUAACCACAUCCAAUCAGAGCAGCCCGGUCUUCGCCGCUGACCUACCAACGCUGAACCAUGCCACGUCACGUCCAAUCAUCGACCGAGACCCAGCUGAUAAGGACCUCCAAGCACGGCGUCCUCCGCUUUCCAGCCGCGCUCAACCCUCCUCCGCCCCUUCUCCACCCUGGCUCUCCCAGCUCUCGAAGCUCAUCAUCCACCGACCUCCACCACCAGUGUCGGGCCCUGGGGGAUGACUUUCCGAACUUGCAUCGGGAAUACUCAUCCGAGCUCAUCUCAAUCCGUUCGAUGACCUCAGCCGGGGCCCGAGCGCCAAAGAACUUUAAAUUUGUGUUUGUUAAUAAACCUCCUAAUCAUUGCUUUUCA